Varroa destructor (honeybee mite) is the source of this 1995-nucleotide messenger RNA. RefSeq lists its product as uncharacterized. Gene Ontology annotation, biological process: regulation of mitochondrial DNA metabolic process. The record is from RefSeq and is a predicted model, not a curated record. Gene Ontology annotation, molecular function: channel activity. Gene Ontology annotation, cellular component: membrane; cytoplasm; mitochondrion. Lineage: Eukaryota; Metazoa; Arthropoda; Arachnida; Mesostigmata; Varroidae.
UUGCGUAAAUUACAAAAAGAACGUGUUUGUCAUAUUUUUCGAUAGAUUUAUUUGAAGAAAAAACGACGUUGAAUGUCUUCACUGUGUUCGUUUUCAGUUGUAGCAAAUAACCUGGCUUCAACACGAUCUUGUAUGCUUGCAGAAAUCCGAUACUUCGUAGUGGGCUUCGGGACCAACCCGUGGAGGCUUUGACAGACGAGAGGGGCAACUUCAUGACGUUGUCACUCAGUUAUUAUACCAACUCGACGAACUAUAGACAAACAAAGCUCUUGGACCGACUAGUCAGUUUAUUAUAAAGGAUGACACAAUAUUGUCGCAUUUCGACGAAUAGCAAUAAGCUUCGUGAGAAGCGUGUCUUAGCUAAAUUCAGGUAACUCGUAUCGCAAAGCGGUAGCCAUUGAACCAAUAACGUCAGCUAUCUGAAUUAGUAGUUAUUUUCAGCAAUCCGGGUGGUGGCAUAGUGGGUAGCGUGUCUGUGCAACUAAGGAACACGUGACGAUCUGAAUUGGAUGACAACCAUGGGCACACAUCAGCUUACGCUGCUAGCCAGCCAGCCAGCCAGCCAUCCGAUGAGACAGCUAGCUAACCGGAUGGACUAGACAAUCGGGAAAAUCUUCUAGACGGGCUACAAGUAAUAUCUCGCACGAGGAAUGAUGUAGAAAGAACCAGAAUUACCCGCCCAGCCUGUCUAGCAUCGCCCUACUUUUUCGUUCCGAGAAAUAAUUCCCACACAGAGACACAUGCUUAUCGCGCGUGUCGAACAUCGUUACCGUCGACUAUCGUUUCGUCAAAUGAUCUGUACGAGAUUUGCCGGUAUCUGCAAUCGUCUAGUUUGUCACAGCAUUGUUUCAGGCUUAACGUACAACUGACAAUGUUGAAACUGAAUCCAGUUCGUUUCUAUAACCUCCUGAAUAUCAAACAUCCGACCGCAACUCAGGUGUUAACUACAGCUGCUUUAAUGGCGACGGGCGAUGUUCUGUCGCAGAAGUUUGUCGAAAAGCGAGAGCAUAUUAAUGUUCAGCGAACAGGAAGAUUUUUCUUUGUCGGCUGCGUCUAUGUAGGCCCGGUGCUGCGGACGUGGUAUCCUCGUUUAGAACAGUUAAUCUCUCAUUCGGCAAAGAUGCGGGCGCUCAAGAUGGCCUCAAUUGAUCAAUUGGUGUUUACCCCAGUCUUCUUGCCUGGUUUUCUUAUCACGCUAAGCACAUUUCAGGGGAAAAAUAUUGAUGGGAUUUGUGAAACUGUAAGAACAGAUACGGUACCCAUCCUGCUAACUAAUUGGAUGAUAUGGCCCGCCGCACAGGUCAUCAACUUCAACUUCGUUCCUCUUCAAUUUCGGGUUCAAUUCGCAAGCACUAUAGCGCUAUUUUGGAAUAUUUACCUCGCUUGGAAAGCCAACCAAGACCUUACGCCUAUUUCGGGUGACUCGGCCGCGAAAGAACCUAUUGAAUCACAGUGAUUUCUAGACAUCAGAUACUGUACGUUCUAUAAUUAGGUAUUAUUUAGUGAAUGGGUACUUAAAACGGAAGUUCCGUUGCUACUUAGAACUAUCUCGCUGUAUUUUGUACGUAAGCGGACGAAUGCCUGUGUUAAUCGGAACGUGUAAAAGUUACGGCUUGUUCUUCUAACAGGAAAGAUAGAUGAUCAUUGUUAUAAGUAUCAUGUGAAAUAUCUUCGUAUGUAACUUUUAAGUAUUAGCAGCAGCCUGUUACUAUAGCCAAUAGAAAAAAAAACACACAGAGAAGUCUGGUUGCCUGCCAAAAGCUGGUCAUUUGCUACGCCAUUUUCUCCUACCACUCACAGAAUACGGUGUAAAAAUGCAAGUCACAGUAUUACCAUAGAUAGGGUAGAACUUCGUCUGUUGAACCCGAGAAAUAUUUUAUGCAAGUGACGCUGUACAAAAGACAUGUAAGACGCUAAAUCCCUAUCCGGACUUGUUUAGUGGUUCAUAAUUGUCCCUUCUCAGCCAACUGAAUAAAAAUGUGUAUACCGAGCUAA